Molecule: messenger RNA, 2947 nt
Organism: Phyllotreta striolata
Lineage: Eukaryota; Metazoa; Arthropoda; Insecta; Coleoptera; Chrysomelidae
Source: the annotation of a GenBank genome assembly
AUGUUUUUCACAAGGAGAAUUACGUACAGUCUUAAGCAAAUAGGCGAAAAUAUAGUAACUAUUCCAAAACUACAAACAAAGUUUAAUCUUAGAAUUUUGCAUAAAGGAAACUUGGCUGUUAAUUCAGUGAGACACCAUUCUACAGAACAACCCGAAUGGGACCUGAAUUAUGAAGAAAUUGCGAACGGUGAUGAGGAACUGGUGCACAAAUUGAAAAUAAUAGCUCUGGAAACCGAAGUAAUGCGGCAAGAUGGUAAAUUGGUGCCUGAUAAUUCUUAUCUAAAGCCCAAACAUUGGAGGGAAUUGUUAACUAAAUCUUCUCGAUCUGCACGCCAGAAAUAUUUAACUUACCUGUUUAAAUUGGAGAAAAAGGAUGAAAACAGACAAGCGAAAUCUGAGGAAAAGCGAAAGAUGUACGAAGAGUACUUGGCCAAAAAAGAGGAGGAGAAAGCAACAAAGCCUGAAAUGUCUCUCGAAGAAUUCGCUUCCUCAUAUAGUUUACAGCACAACAACAUAUUCCUGAGAUUCUACGACACAACUAUAAAUCACAUGUACAACAACAGGCUUAUCAAAGCAAUCCAGUUUGGUCAGAAAUUAGUUGUAGAUUUAGGGUAUCACGGAGAUAUGACUAAACGGGAAAAUACAAAUUGUGCAAAACAACUUAUGUUGCUGUUUGCUGACAAUCGACUGAGCGACGAUCCUUUUGAUCUUCACUUUUGCAAUGCUGAUAAGGAUAGCGAUUUAUACAAGGAAUUAAUAAAGUUUAUCCCAAUUGCGGAGGAACCGUGGUUCCCUUUGAACAUACACGAGUGUAGUUACCUGGACGUGUUUCCUAAAGAACAGUUGGUUUACUUAACUCCACAUGUUAGGGAAGAAGUAAAAGAGUUCGAUCAUGAUACUGUAUAUAUCGUUGGUGGUAUAGUUGAUAAAGUAAAUCAAGAACCAUUGUCGUUAGCUAAAGCUAAAAGAGAAGGUCUGAAAAUGGCGAAAUUGCCUUUGGAUAGUCACCUUCUGUGGGGAGCUGGAUCAGGAAAAAGCCUUACUAUUAAUCAAGUGGGAGCAAUUUUAAUGGAUCAAAAAGUUUCUGGUAACUGGGAGUAUUCCCUAAGGCAUGUGCCAAGAAGAAAACUAUUCUCUGAAGAAAAUACUUUAAAAGCUAUCGAUAGAGCAUAUUCUAGGAAAAGUGUAACUGAAAGAAUUAGGAAACCAUUUUAUGGUAAAGUAAACUUUGAUAAGCUAAAUUACAAUAAUAUGUCGAAACCGAUCAGAAACCAAAAACAAGACGAACAGAAACGAGUAGAUAUAAAAAAUCUUUUUAACGAAUAAGUUUACUUAAGUUAUUUUUAUAAUUACAUAGAAAUACAAUUAGAAACGGACAUUUAGCGUUUCAUUUUUUGUCCAAUUUCAAAAAUCCCGACGUAUUUGAGAAAUAUUUAGCGUUUGCUUCGUUAACUUUAACUUCAGCGGCUUGCGGAUUGACAAUUUCCAAUCCUUGCAAAGGCGUAAAGGCCACACUCGACGCCGUACCGGAUAUUUGUUUCUUCACAGUGGUACUUCCUCCCCAUAUUUGCUGUUUCUGCAGAUUCUUCUGCAGCGUUUUGGAUAUCCUAACUUUGGUUUUUUCGUCGACUUGAGGCAGACGAAUUCUCCCCGUGCCCGCUUUACCGAUCGUACCCCUGGUAUAUCCCAAAUCCUCUUGGUAAGCAUCGUCUUCGAUAUCGGCGAAAUUCAUCCUGUUGGCGUGCUUCCUGAAUUCCGUAAUGGCGUAUCGCUCCUUCAUUUUUCGCACCCUCUUCCCGCCGCGCUUCUUUUUGGACUGAUCGAUGGGCUUCGGCAAGGGCUUGACGAAUUUCACGGGAGGCGGUUCCUGGAGUUUGUCCAGUUUCCGUUCGAUUUCGUCUCUUAAUUGGGUGCCAAUGCGGCCGUCCGAGCUCUCGUGGCAGGCGUCCACUCUUGCGGCUAAAGUGCAUUUCGUGGCGACCAGUCGGGCAGCCUUUCUUCUCAUAUCGGGCGGUGUGUUUUGCACGAUUUCCGAGUAGUAGAUGAACCCGGUGUGGGGCAACAUGGUGGUUUGCGAGAAACCCGAUAGGGAUUUCUUUUGUUGGCCCAAGAGCAGGACGUUGCAAGCGGGGAUCUUCGAUAGUCUCGUUAACCCCCCAGCUACACCCAUCAGCUUUGCCGCGAUAGACGAGCCUAAUAUUACCGAGAUGUUGGGGGCGAUAAAAGACAUUCUGCUUUCAACGUAUUCGUAGAUUCUCAAUUUGAAGUUGUUGAGCUCCAUUGCCAUGUCGCAGGCUUCGUCUAUUUGUUCUUUCUCGCCUUUGGAUAGCAGAGAACCUUGCGUAGUCGAUGCAGUUACGGAUACGACCAUUAUAGUAGCUUGAGUUAGGAACUGUUGAAGUAUUUCAUUGUUUUUGGCCUGGUCUAGAUCGUUGCCUAAUUCUUUUACGGUGCGUAAAUAUUCCAACGGGCUUACGACUAAAGAAUCGAGUUCGGGAAAUCUCUUUUGGUACUUGUCUCGCACGAAUUUGUGCACAGUUAUGAUUUCGUUAUCGAUGUCCUGUGCUAAAUUGUUCGCUUCGACGAUUAACUGGUACUCGGGGUCCGAUUCCACCGGUCCUAUAAUUUCUAUCGACUUUCGUAUUUUGUUUCCGAACAUUUCUAUUUGGUUUAUAAUGUUUUGUAAUUUUUCUGAAUCUCUAAGUUUGCAAAUUUCGCGUACCGAAUUAAUUUGGGUCGUAUCGAAUUCCGGCAAAAAGUCUAUAUCCUCUUUUUCCUCCUUUACUUCGAUGUUGUUCUCCAUGUCCAUGGGCUUCUCCAAAUCGUCGUAGUCAUUUUCCUCCAAAUCGGCUAGUAAUUCAUCAGCCAAAGACAUUUUUAAUUAUUGAAAUUAAUAAAUAUCACUCUCACUUCACAACAAAAUUAAAAACAUAACCUUCAAAAUGCG